Messenger RNA from Adineta ricciae, 948 nucleotides. NCBI's taxonomy places the organism in Eukaryota, Metazoa, Rotifera, Eurotatoria, Adinetida, Adinetidae. The record is from the annotation of a GenBank genome assembly.
AUGACCCUUUCAUUUUGCUGUUGUCUUAAACGUGAUCGUGCUACAUACAGUGUUUCGUCGAAUAAUGGAAAUGUAACUUCGAUACCAACGACAACAACUGUCACAUUAGCACCUCUUCCAGUGUCAUCUGAUGUUUCGAUUGUUCCAUUAGAAUCACAUUACGAAAAAAUCAUUGGUUCGUCAGGUGAUGGUGAAAUACGUGUCGGCGGUGAUUAUCGAGAUUCAACUGCAUCUAUGGAGUAUGGCGGGUAUACAAAACUAACACCGAUUCGAUCACAACAACAAUCAUUUGACGAUGAUACACAACUUUAUGCAACUGUUGAUAAGACAAGAACGGGCGCAAGUGGUGGCAUUCGAACUACACCCAAUACCACAGCUGCAAUUGCUGCUGCUCUUCGACAAGGUUCAUCACCAGCAUCGACGACGGCUUCCUCAUCUCCACAAGCGAUAUUUUCUCCAAGUUCACAUCUAACGGGUUAUACGAUGACUUCACAAGCUCCACCAGAACACCCACCUCCACCUCCUCCUCCCCCACCACCUUUACCUCCACUUCUACCUCAAGUCUACGGAAAUCCAAUUGUAAAUAGUAAUGAUUCUAGUCGUCGUCCUCACUAUGAUGAAGUUAUCACACGUGAAUCAUUACAAUACCGCGCUCAACGUUUACAAAUGGAAGAACAACAGCAACAACAAAUGCGUGAAAACUAUUAUUCAUCUGUAAAUAGUGAACGAGGUACAACCACUGGCAGUGAUCUUUAUGCCGAAAUAGCCAAUGGAAGUGCCUCGGGUACAGUACAUCCCAAUCCUCAAUCCCACUACUAUUCUCGACCGACAGCUGGCAGUGGAAUAGGUGAUGAUUUGUCCGAACGAUAUGCUACUGUUAUUGAAACAAUUGAACAACAACCAACUACGAAUCGUAUCUACCAAGAAGUUGAUACGAUGAAACUUUAA